AUGGUCCUCGGCUGGGAAAGAAUCAACAGCAAGCGCUCCCAACCAAAUAAAAAUAUUGUCUUCAUCAAGCCUCUUCCUGGCGCGACCGAGAAUACCGCAAAAGACUACCUAGAACGGAUCGCAGCGCAAUGUCUGCCUAUAACGAACAAACACUACCUCGCGGUGGCAUCUUUGGAAGAAUAUGAACCAAAUUUAGAGUUCUGGGGCCGGAACUUUAACAAUGGAGAAGUCAUUCAGCUGGUUCUUCGUUCGCCAUCUACGGGUCAAUGGCUGCCAUUCAAAUUUGUCCAGAUGGUGAUGAUGCACGAGCUUGCACAUUGUAAAGAAAUGAACCACGGACCCAAGUUCUGGAAAGUUCGCAAUGAGUAUGCCUCAGACAUGAAAGAGUUGUGGCAGAAAGGAUACACAGGUGAUGGACUUUGGGGCAGAGGCGUCUUACUUGAGAAUGGAGCAUUUUCGCAAGAAGAGUUAGGUGCCGGAGAGGUGCUACCGGAACACAUGUGUGGCGGCACAUUCAAGUCUAGAGGCGGUAGAAAACGAAAAGCACCAAAACCGAAGAUAACUUACAAGGAGCAAAAAGAACGCCGGAUCAAGAAGAAGUUUGGUGUAAAUGGCAUGGCUUUAGGUGCUGAUGAGCAGGUCAAAGUUGAGCUUGAAAAUGGUAAGAAGCCUGCGGGAAAGCCAAGGGUAGCUGGAAGUAAGCGAGGAAGAGAGUUACGUGCUGCUGCUGCUUUGAAAAGAUUUGAGGUUGUGAAAGAGGAGCCGAGUAUCAAGGACGAGGACCUAGUCACGGACAGCGACACAGAAAGCGACAAUGAUGAUCCUUGGAUUAAACCGGAGCCAGGCGACGCCGUUGAUAUUAACGGUAAGCGGAUGGUUGAUACUAAGGGGCGAGGCAUGGUUAAGGUUUGUGAAGAUGAAGAUAAGGACAAUGAGGAAGUUCAGAAUGAGAUGAGGGAACUUGCAAGCAUGAAAGCGCCACCUCCUCGCUCGCCAACUCUCAUGAGCAUUCCUGAGUUCAACCCUCCGGUGCCGCCUACAUCCUCGACUAUGAAAGCUUCAGUAACUUCAAAACCAAGGCUUAGGGCUACAAACAUUUCGUCCUCCACUGCGACGAGAAACGAAAGCUCAAGCAGUGUUGAGUCAAAAUCUCAAAAUCUGCCACAAUCGACUCAUCGAAGUCCCUCGUCACCACCAGCCGACACGUCUUGCCCUAUUUGCACAAGUACUAAUACACCAACAUCACUCACCUGUACCGUCUGUUCGCAUGUAUUGAAGCUAGAUUUUGUACCUGGAUCAUGGAGCUGUGACAGCGAAGCUUGCCAAGGUGGAGUCUACAUCAACGCCGGCGAUUCCGGCGUUUGUGGUGUGUGUGGAGUAAGAAAAUGA
Messenger RNA from Glarea lozoyensis ATCC 20868, 1389 nucleotides. RefSeq lists its product as uncharacterized. The coding region runs from base 1 to 1389 and encodes 462 amino acids. Lineage: Eukaryota; Fungi; Ascomycota; Leotiomycetes; Helotiales; Helotiaceae. The transcript has 3 exons. The record is from RefSeq and is a predicted model, not a curated record.